Messenger RNA from Acanthopagrus latus (yellowfin seabream), 1373 nucleotides. It is a transcript of the gene zcchc17, whose product is annotated as zinc finger, CCHC domain containing 17. The transcript has 7 exons. Gene Ontology annotation, biological process: RNA stabilization. The record is from RefSeq and is a predicted model, not a curated record. The coding region runs from base 192 to 947 and encodes 251 amino acids. NCBI's taxonomy places the organism in Eukaryota, Metazoa, Chordata, Actinopteri, Spariformes, Sparidae. Gene Ontology annotation, molecular function: zinc ion binding; RNA binding.
AGAAAAGAGAGAGAGUGCUUCCGCUGGCUACGACGCGUGCGAUUGGUCGAGGCCAACACCGACGGCGAUGAUUGGUUACACAGCUUGUUGUUAAACUCGUUUGCACCGGAUGUGAAACUGAAGUAGCUUUGCGGCGGAAGCAAUCUUCUAGAUCCGCUCAUUGAUAUCUGUGGUCGACCUCUACUGUGACAAUGUCGGACAGUGAUGGCCCGGCAGAAGAACCCGCUGGACUGGAUGGUCUGCCACCGAUGUACAGCAUUGCCAAGGGCGAGGUGACCUCUGUGCAGACCUAUGGAGCCUUCGUCAGACUGCCUGGAUAUAAGAAGGAAGGCCUGGUGCAUGUGAGCGAGAUGUCUGCUACACGGGUUGAGAAAGCCUCAGAGAUUGUCGACGUAGGGGAACAGGUGUGGAUCAAAGUCAUUGGGAGAGAGACUCGGGGGGACAAGGUGAAGUUGUCCUUCUCAAUGAAAGCUGUCAAUCAGGGAACGGGGCGGGACAUGGACCCAAAUAAUGUCAUGGCAGAGCAGGAUGCGAGGCGACGUAAGCAGUUCAGAGAUCACACGGGCAACAGGAUCACACUGGAGGCUGUACUCAACACAACAUGUUCAAAGUGCGGCUGCAAAGGUCACUUUACAAAGGACUGUUUCUCCGCUCCGGGCUUGCAAUACGCCCUUUUGCCUGAAGAGGACGAUGUGGAGUCGCAGCAACAAUCGCAGCCACAGCAGCAGACCUCCACAGUUGCGCCACAGAGAGACUCGGACAAAAAGAAGAAGAAAAAGAAGGAGAAGAAAAUGAAGAAGAAGAGGAAGAGGGAGAGGAAGGAGUCGGACAGCGACAGCGACAGCAGCAGAAAUAGCGAGUGCAAAUCCAAGAGAAGGCGCUCCGCCGACAGAGAGGACAAAAAGAAGAAGAAGCACAAGAAGCACAAAUCGCACAAACACAGCUGAGAGAGCGGCAUGAUCUACCGUCACACACACUGCAGCUAUCAUGCGGAUGCGAAAGGGGAAGAGGGUAGCGACAGAUGGAGUGACAGACUUUCCAGCUGUGUAUCUUUUUAAUAACAAACAAAUAGAAACUGUCGUCCAUUUAAGUUAAGGAACGUUUUAUUUGUCUUUGGAAGCACAUCAAGCCCUGUCAAGUAAACAAAAUAACAAAAUGAGUCAAGAGAGAACGAAAAUCAGGUGAUAAGCCCUCUUUGUCCUAAAGUAACCCCUGCCAACCCCCCACAGAGGGAGAGCUUUGCACAUCAAGUGUAAUCAGAUAUGUGUAAGCAAUAGGGAAGCAAGUUUCUAUCCCGGUCCAGAUAUUGUUUCCAGCUAUCCUUUUUCUUCUCUGGGAAAUCCAUUAAGCAAACAUAAAGACAGAAAAGCUGA